AUGCUCCGUGCUCUGUUACUGUAUGUUCUCGCAUUUUGCAGUACCGUCGCCACUCUGACGGCAAUCGUCGCUAUUCCUUCUCUUUACAACUACAUGCAGCACGUGCAAUCUUCACUUCAAACCGAAGUCGAUUUUUGUAAGCACCGAACAAAUGGUCUUUUUGAUCAGUACGAACGAAUGCAAAGAGUGAAGGGAGUUCGAGGAGGAAUUGUUAAGCGUCAGGCCGGAUACGAUUCCGGCGAUGCUGGAGUUCAGUCAGACGCAUCCGAACAAGCACCAACGUGCUGUAGCUGCAAGUCCGGGCUCGCUGGACCUCCCGGUCCACCUGGACUUGAUGGACCAGAUGGAAAAGAUGGUCUUCCCGGUGCCAAUGGAGAGCCCGGUGCAGAUGCCGCACCUGAUGCGGUGCCAACUGCCGAUGAUUUCUGCUUCGACUGUCCUGCUGGACCUCCCGGCCCACCUGGAAACCCAGGACCAAAAGGACCCAAUGGCAACCCAGGAGCUGAUGGACAGCCAGGGCCUGAUGGCCAACCAGGACAACCAGGUGCUCCUGGACCUCAAGGACCUCCUGGAGCUGAUGGACAACCCGGACAGCCUGGAGAACCAGGACCCCCAGGAAUUGUUGAGGAAGUCCCCGUACCCGAUGGUCCUGCUGGACCACCAGGACCUCCCGGACCUCCGGGUCCAGAUGGUCAACCAGGAGCGCCUGGACAACCAGGACAAGAUGGACCACAAGGACCCCCUGGCGACCCAGGUAGAGACGGAGCCCCUGGGAACCCUGGAGCUCCUGGUGAACAAGGUCCACUUGGAGAAACUGGAGCUGGAGGUGGCUGCGACCAUUGUCCUCCUCCUCGUACAGCACCUGGAUAUUAG
Molecule: messenger RNA, 873 nt
Organism: Necator americanus (New World hookworm)
Lineage: Eukaryota; Metazoa; Nematoda; Chromadorea; Rhabditida; Ancylostomatidae
Exons: 1
Coding region: 1-873 (290 amino acids)
Molecular function (GO): structural constituent of cuticle
Source: RefSeq, a predicted model, not a curated record